This is a messenger RNA of Episyrphus balteatus (marmalade hoverfly), 5184 nucleotides long. It is a transcript of the gene Ino80, whose product is annotated as chromatin-remodeling ATPase INO80. The record is from RefSeq and is a predicted model, not a curated record. The coding region runs from base 366 to 5093 and encodes 1575 amino acids. Gene Ontology annotation, molecular function: ATP-dependent chromatin remodeler activity; DNA binding; histone binding. Gene Ontology annotation, cellular component: Ino80 complex; nucleus. Lineage: Eukaryota; Metazoa; Arthropoda; Insecta; Diptera; Syrphidae. The transcript has 15 exons. Gene Ontology annotation, biological process: DNA repair; DNA-templated transcription; chromatin remodeling.
AAAAACCAAAACAACAUGUCAAAUUUUCAACAAAUUUUUUUCUCUAUCUCUGGCAUUUUGUUUUAUUGGUUUAAAUGCCACCCUAAAACGGCGUGUGUAAAGAAAACUUGACGAUAAAUUAAAAUCUUACCAAAUCCAAAUGGCCAAAUUCUGAAUUCUAAAAAAUAAUAACUUGAAUUUCUUCAAAUUCAUUUUUUGUUUUGGCAAGCCUAACCUACUAAUUAAUCUCCAGAAACUGUGUGUGUUUAUAAACAAACACAAGUGGCAUAAAAGAAAUUUUGCCUCUAGUGGGGGGCAAUUUAAGCCCCACGAUUUACGCAAUUUAUUGUAAAAAAAGAAAUAGGUUAUAAGUGGAAAAAAAAAACAUGAACACGAAGAAAACCGCAGAAAAUGGCUCUGGCUCGAAAAAAUUUGCCAAGCCGCUGCAUUUGCAGCGAUUGGAAGCGAGUCUGGACAUGGGUCCUUUCAUGGCUUUUGCCCAUAAAAUGCUAUCACAGCCUUUGGCUAGUUCUGAUUCGGAAACCGACGAUGAAGAAAAUGAUGAAGGGCGAAGGGCUGGUGGACGCUUCAAAGGCAUCAAUGGUUCCAAAGAAGAACGCCAAAGUGAUAAAGCUCAUAUUUACAAUCUGUCCAGUGUGACCAGUGAGAGAGAGUGGCUCUGUGAUGCUUUACUUAGUGACACCGAGACAGACUCGGAAAUCUCUGAUGAAGACGAUCAUGUCAAGGAAAUGCUUAGAAGUCAUCUAAGGGAGCAAAAAUAUAGAGAAUCAUAUUACAAAAAGGAAAAGAACACCCAAUACGGCUAUUAUGGAACUGGGCUUCUCUCCGCUUAUGACAUGUUUCCUGAACAUCAACGGUCUAUUGUUGGUGUCCGAAAACGCCGCAAGGAACGAGAGAAGAAGGAAAAACCACCGAAGAUUCCGAAACCAAGAAAACAACGGCGAAGCAAACAUGGAGACCCAUCCGGAUCCAAUGAUACAAAGAGUCAGAAGUGGGAAGCAUCCCAAAACAUGUCGCAAAUUAAAUCGGAAUUCGGUGAAGACGACGCAGACUCCAAAUCUCAUAGUCCAAUGGGUUCACAAAGAGUACCUCAUUCUGGUCGGGGUCGAAAGAAAAAGUCGGCGCUUGCCAAAACCCCUGAGCUUAUGGCAGCCAGAAGGCGCAAAGUCUUCCAAUUGAUGUCGAAGAAAGAACUGGGCAAGAUUCAAAGAGCCAAGGCUAAUAACCACAAAGAAAUGCUCCAGGGCUGCAAACGUGUUGCCACCAUGUGCAUGAAGGUGACCCGACAGAAGGCGAUGCAGUCGCAAAAGAUUAUGAAAGAGACCAUUUGGCGAGCUAAACGUUUGACACGAGAAAUGCAAGGCUAUUGGAAGCGAUAUGAUCGUGUCGAAAGGGAAACUCGUCGACGAAUGGAGAAGGAGGCCGAGGAACAGCGCAAGAUUGAUGUUGAAAUUAUCGAGGCUAAACGUCAGCAGCGAAAGCUGAAUUUCUUGAUUACACAAACUGAGCUUUAUGCACAUUUCAUGUCAAAGAAGUUGGGCUUUGGCACAGAGGAAGAGCAAUUGAGAAUUUUGAAUCAACUCGACGAAGAAAUAAAUCCUCGUUUGUCGGCUUAUGAUGAUUACGACUCGGAAUUGAUGAAACAACUUGCUCAGAGACAUGCUGCAGAGGCUUUUAACACAGAUCGUGCAAGGACUCAACAGUUUGAUGUACAAAUCAAAGAGGAGGAAGAAGAUGAAGAAGUCCCAUCCUGUUCUACCGAUUGCAAGCCAGAUUUACCACAACCAGAUAUUUUCCGAGGAACUCUGAAGACUUAUCAACUUAAAGGCAUGACUUGGCUGGCAAACAUUUACGACCAAGGAAUCAGUGGAAUUUUAGCUGAUGAAAUGGGUCUCGGAAAAACCGUUCAAUCCAUAGCAUUCCUCUGUCACAUAGCUGAGAAAUAUGGAGUCUGGGGUCCAUUCUUGGUAAUCUCACCAGCGUCGACGUUGCACAACUGGCAACAGGAAAUGCAACGUUUCGUACCUGAUUUCAAUGUAGUCCCUUACUGGGGUUCCCCAAACGAAAGGAAAAUUCUUCGACAAUUUUGGGAACAAAAAGAUCUUCACACAAAAGAUGCUAGUUUCCAUGUUGUAAUCACGAGUUAUCAGUUGAUUGUUUCUGACUAUAAGUAUUUCAAUAGAAUCAAAUGGCAGUAUAUGAUUCUGGAUGAAGCUCAAGCUAUUAAGAGUUCUUCCUCAAUGCGAUGGAAAUUAUUACUCGGUUUCAACUGUCGCAAUCGAUUGUUGCUUAGUGGUACUCCAAUUCAAAACAGCAUGGCAGAGUUGUGGGCCUUGUUGCAUUUUAUAAUGCCAACACUCUUUGAUUCCCACGAUGAGUUCAACGAGUGGUUUUCAAAGGAUAUUGAAAGUCACGCCGAGAACAAGACGGGAAUUGAUGAGAAGCAGAUCUCAAGGUUGCACAUGAUUCUCAAGCCAUUUAUGUUGCGGAGAAUCAAAAAAGACGUAGAGAAUGAACUCUCAGAUAAGAUCGAGAUUAUGGUGUAUUGUCCAUUGACAACACGACAAAAGCUGCUCUAUAUGGCUCUGAAGAAAAAAAUUCGCAUUGAAGAUCUUUUGCAUUUUACUAUUGGCGGAGGUGAUGGUCAUCAUGUUGACAGAAAUUUCACAUCGAAUCUGAUGAAUUUAGUUAUGCAAUUCAGAAAGGUGUGUAAUCAUCCAGAAUUGUUUGAAAGAAGAGAUGCAAAAAGUCCGUUUUCGAUGAAAUGUCAGGAAUAUGUUAUGCCGAGAUUAGUAUUUAAUGAAGCUUUACUCAGUUAUUCAAUUCCAAGUAACAAACAUCUGCUAUAUAAUAGAUUCAACAUAUUCAAAGGAGAGAAUGUUCAAAAAUCUCUGUUUGGCGAAAAACCACGCAAAAGAUUAGAACAAUACCCGAGGUAUAUAGACGUUGGAAUGGAUUGUGCGUUUAGUUUUAGUCGAUUUUGUGAUUUGAGCCCAAAGGAUAUUGAAGAUAUGACUGUUGCCGGACUUAUUGCAUUUUUAAAAAAAUAUUUAAAAACUUUGAGAGAGUAUGCGGAUUAUUCUUAUCGACUGGAGUGGUGGGAGAACUAUUCAAAUAGAAAAAUGAUGCUCUUAGAACCAACUUUACAAAACUUAUUGGAUCAAAGAUUUAUGACAGAUAAUAGUUUGCUGAAGGACCUUAUUUUUACAAGAAUGACAUCAUCAGAAAGCUCUAUUUACACAUUUGGUGACUAUCAAAUUGGAAACAUGCAAGAAACUAUUGAACAUCGUGUCAUUCGAAGCAGAAAGCGAAAGAUCACCGAAAUAAGAUCUCCCACGAUGGAAGGAAACAUUUCUUUAAAAUCCGAAAUCGAUAUCGAAGAAGAUUUUGCUAGACCAGUGGUCAUAAAAGAAGAAUCCAAAUCAUUUACAUCUCCUCCUAGAGGUCGUCCGCCAAAGAAUCCAGAUAAGAAUGUUAAAGCGUCUACUAUUCUUCUGCCAGAAUUCCCGCAUAUACCCCGACCACCAGGGAAGUUCUUUUGUGAAGCUAUUGAAAUGCCAAGAUUUCUAUAUGGCUUGGGACAAAAGGUUCAAGCCGUCAAAAGACGGUUUUAUUGCGAAAGUCGAGCCGCUGAAUGGAGUCACAUUCGCCACAUUCAAUGUGAUAAUCAAGAGGGUUAUAAUCUUCUUUACAACAGUCUGGAAUUGUGUAAGCCUAAAUAUGGUUGGUCAUCCAUUGUGAUACCGGAUAAACAAACACUCGUUUCUGACGCUGGUAAAUUAGCAGUCUUGGAUAGUUUACUUACAAGAUUAAAAGCACAAGGACAUAGAGUUUUGAUUUACUCGCAAAUGACGAAAAUGAUUGAUUUAUUAGAGGAGUAUAUGUGGCACCGCAAACAUCGUUAUAUGAGACUUGAUGGGUCGAGUAAAAUAUCGGCACGUCGUGAUAUGGUUGCUGAUUUUCAAAAUCGUGCUGAUAUAUUUGUAUUUCUUCUAUCAACCAGAGCAGGUGGAUUGGGUAUCAAUUUGACUGCAGCUGAUACUGUUAUCUUCUAUGACUCCGAUUGGAACCCUACUGUCGAUCAACAGGCUAUGGAUCGUGCACAUCGUCUGGGACAAACCAAACAGGUAACCGUCUACCGGCUCAUCUGCAAAGGUACCAUCGAAGAAAGGAUUCUUCAGCGAGCGCGGGAAAAGAGUGAGAUCCAACGAAUGGUUAUAAGUGGUGGAAACUUUAAGCCAGAUACACUUAAGCCAAAGGAAGUGGUGUCUUUGCUCUUGGAUGACGAAGAAAUAGAACUUAAGUAUCGUCAAAAGACAGAAGAGGGUAAAUCUGAUGAGGUACUGCCUAAGGAUAACAGCGAAAAGAAAAGGAGGCUCACUACCAAAAUUCAACCUGCUGAUGGUUCUACUUCUACACCCGACACUCAAGCAGCUAAACGCAUCAAAAUAGAAGUAGACGAUGAUUCAAAUAUUGAUGUUGGAGCCAACAGUCCGAUUCCCAGCAAUGAGCUAUCGCAUACAGAAUCUUUUGUGCCCGGGGCAACUCCAGUUAUGCGAAAUGAUGAAUCCAGCAAUGAGGCUUUGAUCGUUGAUGGUGAUACACCACUUCGACGAACAUCACCAAGCAUGUUCAACCACUUCGAAUCAAUUGGACGUUCCCGCAGACGUCAUCAUCCUAGGGGAACCAAACGUGGUCGACCGCGAGGAUCUCGUCGCGGUGGCGGAAAUGGUUCCCUUUGCAGAACAGACACAACUCCAGUCAGAUCUACCCCAUCCAAUGAAUCCAAUUUCGGUGGUACAACAACAGAACAUCUCACAAAUACCGGUGAGGGUGCAUUUGUGCCGACCAUUCCACCCGUGAAAAGAGGUCCUGGACGACCAAGAUUAAAACCAGGUGGUCCACCUAAUCCUGGAACGCGUGGUAUUUCAAGGCCGCGAAAACCAAUUGGACCAUUGGUAGUUCCAUUGGGUCAGAGUCCUGCAGCUACACCGGUUAAUCGCAGUCCAGCAAUUAGUCCAGCUCCAAGUCCGGCAUCAGAACGUAGCUCUGCGGCUGGUAGUUAUUUUCAGUCUAACGAGGGUGAAAAUUGAAAAAAUAUUCUUUUAUUAUUUAAUAAUGUAUUUUUGUUUUUUAAGGAAAAAUCAUUUAUUUGUAGAAAGUCUUGUUUUACACUUUUAAAAA